Messenger RNA from Scheffersomyces stipitis CBS 6054, 772 nucleotides. It is a transcript of the gene EMP24, whose product is annotated as Emp24p. The record is from RefSeq and is a predicted model, not a curated record. The transcript has a single exon. Gene Ontology annotation, cellular component: COPII-coated ER to Golgi transport vesicle; endoplasmic reticulum; Golgi apparatus. Gene Ontology annotation, biological process: Golgi organization; intracellular protein transport; endoplasmic reticulum to Golgi vesicle-mediated transport. Bases 53 to 655 code for a protein of 200 amino acids. NCBI's taxonomy places the organism in Eukaryota, Fungi, Ascomycota, Pichiomycetes, Serinales, Debaryomycetaceae.
GUCUCGUAUUCGAUCUCGUAUUUGAUCUCAGCUGCCUGCCACCCGCACGACCAUGAAGAGCAUAAGGAUCUUACUUGCUUUGGUUUUCUGCCAGUUGAUCGCCGCACACAACAUCUUGUUGAGUCCCUAUGGCAAGCUGUGUUUCUUUGAAACAUUGAAGAAGAACGACGAGCUCGCCGUUUCGUUCCAGGUCGGCUCCAGAAACCCUCACAACGCCGAACAGUAUGUAGCCGACUUCUACGUAAUUUCCCCUCAUGGCAAAGUCAUCUUGAAGAAGACUGACUUGGACCAUGGCGACGAGAAAGUCAAAGCCGAUACAAACGGUAAAUACACCUACUGUUUCUCCAACGAGAAAACCAAUAUCGUCGACAUGGACGUCUCGUUCAACAUUCAUGGCGUCGUUUACGUUGAUGUCAACGACCCUAAGGCUGACUCCUUGGACUAUGCCAUCCAGAGAUUGUCCCAGUUGACCAACGACGUCAAAGCUGAACAGGGCUAUCUUGUCAUUAGAGAAAGAACCCACAGAAACACUGCCGAGUCAACCAACUCCAGAGUCAAAUGGUGGUCUGUUUUCCAGAUUCUUGUGGUUGCUGCCAACUCUGUGUUCCAGAUCUACUACUUGAAGAGAUUCUUUGAAGUCAAGUCAGUUGUCUAAGCCAAAUGAAAAGUACAUAAAUAGUUCCGCUCUGCCACAAUAUACAUCAUGUCCAAAGAAUUCCCGAGGUAAAAGAUGCAGAUCAAUGGUUAUACUCAUAUACAUAUAUUUUAGUAU